This is a messenger RNA of Alternaria metachromatica, 1302 nucleotides long. RefSeq lists its product as uncharacterized. The transcript has 2 exons. Lineage: Eukaryota; Fungi; Ascomycota; Dothideomycetes; Pleosporales; Pleosporaceae. The record is from RefSeq and is a predicted model, not a curated record. Bases 1 to 1302 code for a protein of 433 amino acids.
AUGAUCUCGAAGCUCUUAGCGCUCGGUGCUGUUCUUCUCGCCUCUGCCACCGCUAACGUCUUCGACUUGUCUUACUCCAAUGUCUCCAGCGCUGCUAUCGACGAAGGCAGGAUCGAAACCGCCGUAUUAGUUGACACCGAGACGACAGAACCCGCCGAUGACGUCCUAUGGAAUGCUGCGUUAAGCAAAGGCCGAAUGUUGAUACUAGCCACGAGCUUGAACCUUCCAGAGGCUGCCAAGGUCUAUCAACAGAUGGAAACUCCCUGGGAUGGAACCCUCGAACGCGAACUAGCACUUUGGGGCUACUCGGAACCUGACUACCCGGAAGUUGAAGACUCUGACGAAAACUGUGUCAUGGGGAAAGAAAACCACGGCCUUCAAGAUAUGCUCAAAGAGCUACAUGCAGAUGAUAGAGAUUCACGUGAUGGAGGGGACAACAUCUGUCACACAAUCCAACAUCAAGACGGGCCUACCUUGGAGAAAGAUGAGAACGGUGAAGUACCAGAAGAUCCUAAGGAACAAUACUACAAAGUUGAAGGGCGCAGAUACAGGGUUACCGGCGCGGAUUCCACCAUUGGAAUAAAUCCAAAGGCUGGUAUCAUCUUCUUUCUGACUCGUGAGAGCCCCGCGUACGCGGCGAGAAAGCUAUGGAAUGUACCCUCCGUCAAGCCGGACGAAAUGCCUGCCCUCAAAAGUAGCUCGGAUAUUGCCUGGGGUCUCUGGAAUAGGCAUUGCAAAGAAAGCCUGUCCAACAUCAACUACUUCUUCACGGUGGCAGUUGCGAACCCGGAAACGCGUAAGAUCAUCAGUAGAGCUAUGGGACAAAAUGCUGUGCCGAAUGCGCCAGGAUACACCUUUAGAGCUGGGAAUCAGAACUUCAUCGCUCUGCUGGGUAUGUAUACGAUUGAAGCUUUCUCUGAUAUGUUCACCAGAAGCUCUCGAAUUCUCAACAGUUACAGGAUAUGCACUAACUACCAGUCUCUAGGAUCGCCGAACCUUGUAGCAGUAAUGUUCUUCCUCCUCCAACACAAGACUCGGUUUGGCCACAAUCGAUGGGUUACUGAGAUCCGUGUUUUCAUACCGAAUGGGGAUUUCAAUAAGGUUUCGAUGCUUGUUAAGGUUGAGCGAGCGCCCCCGACAGAACCUCCCGAGCCUAUUGAAGAUCCAGAUUGCGCGGAGAAAAGGUCGUUGAAAAGUGCGCCAGUCUCACCGCUGAAGAUCGAUAGUUGGAAGGGUGGCGAACGUGCAAAUUCCUCCUUCGAGGAGCUGAAUUUGGUUAGAAGACAUAUCAUAUGGGCUUAG